AUGGCAGAGCAAGGCGGCAGCCAGCCUGACCCGGCUGUUGUGGCACAAGCUCUUCAGGGGGAGAUCGGGGAGGAGAUCUUGGUGGAUGGCAACCGAAGCCUGGAUGAGAUCAUGCGAUGGCGCCGGAACGCACCCUUGCUCUACGACCUCUUCCUGGAGUUUGGUCUGCAGGGCCCCGCCCUUACAGUGCAGUGGCUUGGGGACGAUGAGGACGAGGAGUGCACGCGUCUGGCCUUCGGCACACAGGCCGGUGACUCGAAGGCCCAGGUGGUCGUCGCCGAGCUGACGUGUGUGGCCGACACGGAUUUCACCACCGAUCCAUGGAAGAGCUGGGGCCUGGAGGGCUUGCGGGACUCCUGCGGCUUCGGCGCGAGGCCCUUGAGUGGGGAAGGGGCGCCCCUCCGGUUCCUGUGCUCCUUGGACCACGACUUAGGCGACGUGAAUCGCCUCGUGGGCUGCCCCAAAAAGCCAAGCCUUCUGGCGGCCAAGGGCUCUUCGGGAGCCGUGACCCUCUUUGACUACAAGAGGGAAGAAGGAAUGAAGGUGGGGAGCUUUCAAUCGAGCGAGGCAGUCGAGGGCUUCGCCGUGGCCUGGAGUCCAUUGACUUCCUCCUGGCUGGCAACUGGUGGCCAUGACGGCUCCCUGUCCUUAUGGGAUACCGUCGCCUCACCGUCGCCGUCCGCCCCUUUGUUCGCUAGCCAGGCACACGAUGGUCCUCUUAAUGACCUGAGCUUCUCGAGGCAUGGGCCGCAGUUGACCACGGUAGGGGAGGACGGUGGCAUUGCCAUUUGGGACGUGCGCGAGGCUUUCUCGAAGUCGCAGCUGACGACUGCGGGGGAGUGCUUGACGGUGGACUGGAGCCCCAGCGACCAAAACUUCUUGGCCACGGGCGGAAAGGAGAAGACGGUCCAGGUCUGGGACCUGAGGUCUUUCAAGGCUCCUUUGAAGACGCUUCUUGGGCACCAGGGGGAGGUGCUGCAGGUCCGCUGGUGCCCUGCCGUGGGGGCUCAGUUCGCGCAGAUCUCUGCUAGCAGCUUUCUGAGCACUUGCUCCCAGGACGGCGACGCCAUCUUGUGGAACCUGGAGGAAACCGAAAAGGGGGAUCCGGAAGACGAAGACGACCGGCCACCAGAGGUGUGCUUCGUUCACAGUGGGCACCGACAAGGUGUGCAGGACUUUGACUGGAGUUCCACGGAGGACCUCCUGAUGUGUUCGGUGGGGGAGGACUGCGCCCUGCAGAUCUGGCAGCCGUCGCUGUCCGUCUUGGAGGAAGAGGAAGCAGAAGCGGCGGAGACGGAGGGUGAGAGGGCCGCAAAGCGCAGUCGCGUGGACUGA
Molecule: messenger RNA, 1335 nt
Organism: Symbiodinium necroappetens
Lineage: Eukaryota; Dinophyceae; Suessiales; Symbiodiniaceae
Source: the annotation of a GenBank genome assembly